AUGCUUUCCAAAAUAUUACGUGCCGCAGGGGCUUUACCGCUCCUCCUGGUGGCCGCAUGGAGCUUCCAGACCAUGGACCUCGACAAAAUAGCAGCAACCGCGAUGCCCUCUGCGCUUUCCAAGACAAUCGAGUGGGAUGGGAGAAAGGUCAACAUCAUUGACUUCCACGGCGUUGCCUUCCUCGAUGACCUGUGGCGAGGGGGCACCGCGACGUUUUCCGUCUCUUCCUUUGGGUAUGACAGCAUUGCCGCCUGGCAGGUCUUUACGUUCCUCAUCGACCUGGGCCCAAUAUACGCCAUCUGGAUCCUCGAAUCUACUCGAGGAGCCCACAAAUGGUCGCCUGCAUACAUUCCAACGCUCUUCUCCGUCGCAGCCCAGGUGCUCGGCAUAGGAUCGGUAGCGCCCAUCUUCUAUUUCCUAUGCAUCGUCUUCGGGCCGUCGGCAUCGAGGCUGGCCGCCAGCGCGCCUCAGCGUCGUACCGUCUGGCACCAGAGCAACUUGCUUCUCAUCCCAAUCGUGCUCGUUCUUCACACCGCUGAGAUAUUCGGCAUGUUCUUCGCCCAGAGCUACGAUGCACGUCACUACUGGACCUGGGCAUGGCAACUCUCACCCCUAUGGAUCGGCAUUGCCAACCUUAUCUUGGGCCAAGCCAUCAGGCUUUUCAAGGUGCCAUUCUCACCAUCAGCGGCAUCCAAGCUCAUGCUUGGGGUUCUGGCCGUUGUGUCUGCCUCCGUCUGGAUCUACACAGUUGCAUUCUCCCCUCACAGCAUACCCACACUUUUUUUCCCCGAGGCCGGACCACAGGAUGGGCUCAUUCUGCACAGCAGAAAGGCCCUGCAGGCCGAUGAAGUGGCGGCAUAUGCCAGCACCUUCUUGUGGCUGAUUUACGCUUUUGCCGACCUCUACCUGGCAGGUCUUGUGGGCACCGUCUGGCUUAUUUACGCAGCCUUGCUCCCACUUGUCACAUUGGUCGUGGGCCCAGGUGCCACGUAUGUGCUUGGUUGGUAUGUCAGGGAGAGCAUCCUGAGCUCAGCCAGGCCCAAGGGCAACUAG
Molecule: messenger RNA, 1053 nt
Organism: Clonostachys rhizophaga
Lineage: Eukaryota; Fungi; Ascomycota; Sordariomycetes; Hypocreales; Bionectriaceae
Source: the annotation of a GenBank genome assembly